This is a messenger RNA of Zingiber officinale, 1597 nucleotides long. Its product is annotated as single myb histone 6-like. The transcript is spliced from 7 exons. Gene Ontology annotation, biological process: nucleosome assembly. The record is from RefSeq and is a predicted model, not a curated record. Lineage: Eukaryota; Viridiplantae; Streptophyta; Magnoliopsida; Zingiberales; Zingiberaceae. The coding region runs from base 304 to 1170 and encodes 288 amino acids. Gene Ontology annotation, cellular component: nucleosome. Gene Ontology annotation, molecular function: double-stranded telomeric DNA binding.
ACCGGUUGUCUUCGUCCGGGCCGGGUUUGAACUUCGAUCAAUGGGCUUUCCUAAUCUUGUAAUACAUCAACUUAGGGUUAGGGUUCGUUGUUCAUCUCCCUCUUGUCUUCUUUUCGGAUUGAAAAUCCUCCGAUUGACCUACCAAAACCCAUCCCAAAGGUGACUAUGAAGACGGAGGUUGGCCUGCUCUUUGUCUAAUUCCUCUUCGCCUAGUAACUCCCUUGCUUUGAUUAUGGUUGAAUCCAGUAGUUGAUUGAUAAGUGAAUACCAGGUUACACUGCAGAAAGCUUUUAUUGCUUGUAAAUGGGUGCUCCCAAGCAAAAAUGGACAGCAGAAGAGGAGGCGGCUCUCAAAGCUGGAGUUGUGAAGCAUGGUGCUGGAAAAUGGUGCACAAUAUUGAAAGAUCCAGAAUUUAGUGGUGUAUUAUGUUUGAGGUCAAAUGUGGACCUGAAGGAUAAGUGGCGUAACUUGAGUGUCAAUGCAAAUGGUUGGGGAUCCCGAGAGAAGGCUAGAGCCUCUAAAAGGAGCCGACAAACUCUCAAACACGAUGGUAGCUCAAAGGCUGUUGGUGCAAUGUAUGAAGAUGUUGAUGCCGAACUAAUGGAAAGCAAGUCUCUUGCCACAACUAGUGAAAAGAGGAUAGACAACCUGAUAUUGGAAGCCAUAGCAGACCUGAAGGAGCCCACUGGAUCUAACAAGACAGCUAUUGCCACUUAUAUAGAGGACCAAUAUUGGCCUCCACCAGAAUUUGCAGAACUCUUAUCAGAUAAGCUGAAGGAGUUGACUGCUACCGGGAGAUUGAUUAGGGUGAAGCGUAAGUAUAGGAUAGCACCAACUUCAGCUUUUCCAAGAGGAAAAACAUCUAAAUUUCUGAACGCAGAAGUUAGACAAACUGAGCCUUCAGGAACAACUAGGGAUGAUCUAAAACCUUCCUCAAGAUUUCAAGUUGACACUGAAUUAGCACGGAUGCGAAGCAUGACGGCACAGCAGGCUGCGGCCGUUGCUGCUCAAGCUGUCGCCGAGGCAGAAGCAGCCAUGGCAGAGGCCGAAGCAGCAGCUAGGGAAGCAGAGGCUGCAGAGGCUGAAGCAGAAGCUGCUCAGGCUUUUGCCGAGGCAGUGGCAUUAACUAUGAAGAACAAAAACACCUCUAACCUGAUUGCCCGAGCUUGACAAGAAUCAUCUACUCACCGAAGAAAAAGAACUCAUCUGAUGCAGAAUCUUACGAUAGUGACGACCAACAAACAGUCCUGGAAAUCCUUCUUCAGUUCGCACCUGUCACCGUGCAAUCAUACCAUUAGUUUUUGAUUUCCAGAGCAAGCGAGGAGAUGUUGAGAAGCUCGGGAUGAAUGACAUGGUUCGAAUGUGCAGAUGCUUGUUUGGGAGCUGAAGGAGCUCAUCCUGAAGGAGGAAAUGGCGAUCCCGAGUAAACAUUAUCUGUUCUUUGUAAUAAUUUCCAUCUUAAAUGAAUUACAGUGAUGCAUUAUUUUUGUCUAAAUAAUGCGAAAGAAUUCUUCGAUAAAUUAUAACUGAAUUGCUGCUGUUUUUUUUUUUUUUUAUCCUUCUACUCAACUAAAUCUAACUUUCUUUGAUUGAUUCA